Ananas comosus (pineapple) is the source of this 2189-nucleotide messenger RNA. RefSeq names its product probable prolyl 4-hydroxylase 3. The coding region runs from base 191 to 1117 and encodes 308 amino acids. Gene Ontology annotation, cellular component: endoplasmic reticulum. Lineage: Eukaryota; Viridiplantae; Streptophyta; Magnoliopsida; Poales; Bromeliaceae. Gene Ontology annotation, biological process: peptidyl-proline hydroxylation to 4-hydroxy-L-proline. The record is from RefSeq and is a predicted model, not a curated record. The transcript has 8 exons. Gene Ontology annotation, molecular function: iron ion binding; procollagen-proline 4-dioxygenase activity; L-ascorbic acid binding.
CGCAUUCAUUUCACCCUCCGCUUCUCUCCCCCAAAUUUAAAAUUCAGAAACGAAACCCCCUUCUCCCUCUUUCUACCCCACGCAAGCGAGAGAGAGAGCGAUCACACUCUUCGUAACCGAUCGGAGGUACUCGAUCUUGCAUAAAUGGAGCGAGAGGAGCCGAUCCUCCUUGCUAUCUUCGUCGUUCUCCAUGGCGAGGAGCAUCCGAUACCCUCGUCUCCUCCCGAGCAAGAGGUUGUUGCGAUCGAUCGCGAGGAGGGUUCGCCAAUCGCGGCCUCUCCCUCUCGGGACAAUUUUGCGCUAUGCGAUCGUUUCCACGACAAUUUUGAUCGUGGCGGUGGUACUCUGGAUGAUCAUCUCCGUUGUGCUCUUCCUCUUUCGCGACCAUCGUCUCGAUCCUUAUGAAGAAUCUCUUCUCACCUAUCAGAACGAAGUGAAGGAUGAGGUGCUUGGGGAGAGAGGGGAGCCGUGGUCGGAGGUGCUCUCGUGGAAGCCGAGGGUUUUCAUGUAUCAUAAUUUCUUGUCUAAGGAGGAAUGUGAGUACCUAACUAAUCUAGCGGAGCCUCAUCUGGUGAGGUCUGCGGUUAUCAAUAGAAGCAACGGAAAGCCAAGGAACACCAGUUUCCGCACUAGCUCAAGCAUGUUCUUUAAAAGAGGUCAGUACAAAACAAUUCGAGCUAUUGAGAAAAGAAUCGCAGAUUUUGCCUUCAUACCUACAGAACAUGGGGAGGGGCUUCAAGUUGCUCACUAUAAAGCUGGAGAAAGAUAUGCGGCUCACCACGAUUACUUUUCUGAUAAAUUUAGCAUCAGGAAGGGAGGUCAGAGAAUAGCAACCUUUCUUAUGUAUCUUUCAGAUGUUGAAAAGGGUGGUGAGACAGUAUUUCCUUAUGCCAAAGUAAACACCAGCUCUUUACCAUGGUAUAAUGAGCUAUCUGCAUGUGGAAAGAGGGGCCUUGCUAUUAAACCCAAGAUGGGAGAUGCCAUUCUUUUCUGGAGCCUAAGACCUGAUGGCGCACCAGAUCCAUUAAGUAUGCAUGAAGGGUGCCCUGUAAUUGAAGGGAAUAAGUGGGCAUGUACAAAGUGGAUGCAUGUUGAGUUCUUCAGAUCUGGACAAUAAAGGAGGAUUUGAUGACUAACCGUAUAUAGCUUCAAGCAAGAGCAGACGACUAGCGUAAGGAAAUUCACAAUCAUUAUGGGGAUUUUUUGUUUCACAAUCAGUCUGGAGAUUUUUGAUUUAAGUGCAGCAGCAGAGGUUGAAUUUUACAAAAUAUUGGGAGUUCUGGUAAAUCUUUACUCCUAUGUUUUAUGGAAACCUUUGGGUUUUUGGCUCAGAUAGUGUUAGGAUUUAUAAAGUCUCAUCUUUUUGUCAAACAUGUGGAGUAGAUGACCAUAGCUAAACCAGUUUGAGAAUUCAUGAUCAAUUGGCAAGAACCCUUUAGAGCACUUUAUUGAACUUUUCUUGGUACUUCGUAGAAUCACUGAUAAUGAAAAUCAUCUAAGGAAAUCAAAAGUUUUAGAACUUGUUUAAUUUGUGAAGCACAUUUGAGGUACUGAUUGUGGAUCAAUUUUGAGCAGUUGAAGUAAUGGUAGAGGGCUAGCAAAUUGGACUACUCUAAAAUCCAUAUGUUUCAUCAAAUUCGCAAUGGUGAUAAAGUUGGCUUAUGGAUGUACCUCUAAAUAAUGACAAAUAUUUGAUUUUCUUUGUUAUGUUAACAUUCUGUUAAAACUCAUUUAGCUUAUUAUAAACUCAUAAACUACUGCUAUCCAGGUUUAAAUUUAUGAAAUUUAAUUUGCUUUCCAUCUUUCCAUAUCUACUGGUUUCGGAAUGUUAAUGUUUAAUAAAACGUAAUUUCAGAAAUAAAACUUUUCAUUGUGCUAACAUCUGCCUAUAAAUGCUGUGGAGGCAUGGCUCGUGCUUGGUUUCCAGGCGCAAAUUUUAUUGCAAGAGCUCAAGCUAUGGUAGCAGUGACAUUAAGACAGACUUGCCAUGAAUUCAAGGCAUAUCUACUGUUUUGUAUGGUUUACCCAGGUAAACAUUUUAGACUAAUACAAACCUCACUUUAUUCUCAUCUAAAUUUAUCAUUUUUUUUUCCAAUAUUUAAACUUAAAGGAAUGUCUAAACACUAUGAUGUGUUGGUGUACCAUUUGCACUUUCUUUUGAAUGUAUUAAGUUGCAUAUUUCUCUCGUU